CCUGCAUCUAUUUUUUUAAAAAUUUACUUUUUAUUUUGGGGUCUACCCACUCAUUAUUUUAAAUUUAGAAAUACAAGCUUCAUGGAUAAUUAUAGUUCUUGAGUGGUCACCUUUUCUUGUCUGCUGCAAGUCCACAUCAUAAACCUGCAUAAAAAAGUCCUCAAAUUAUUUGCUUGAUUUUCUGCUUAAUUUGGGGAUUAAAGGAAAUGCCAAAGAUUUAUUCAUCUCUUAAAUGUGAAAUUUUUUAGCUCUUCUUUCUUGAGAGAGAAAAUGUUCCCUGUUUUGAUCUCUGCAAGAAGAGAUUUUUGUGUCAAAUAUUUGGCUUCCAUGAGUUGAAAACGUAUUCCUUUUUCUUCUUACUUUUUUACCCAAAAACCUGCAAGAUUGCCAGCCUGCGGGGAUUUUCCUGAUUUUGUCCCUAGUUUGUUCCUAUGAAUUUCACACCUUUCCCUCACCAGACAUGGAUUACUUGUAAGAAAUUAUAAAAGAGAAAAAAAAAAUGAAGUGUUGAUGAAGGCAGGCAUUUUGAUGAGGGCUUUGUUAUGUAAAAUAAAGUGCCCAUUCAUCUGCUUCUGCAAACCCUCUGCAGCCCAUCAUCUUUACAGUCAACGCCCAUUGAAAUUGGAUAACAACCCACAUGUUGUUGUGCCCUCAACAACAGAACAGUUUGCUGUUCCUAAUGUCCUUGAAAAGUCAUCCUCUGAUGAGGGUUUGAAAGUGAAUGGCGAGCAACAAGUUGAGAAUACAGUGCUCAAGAGCUGUUUGAAGAAAUUCCCCAAUGAGCCUGAUGCCACCACAGAGGCUGUGAAGAGAAGUGUGAAAUGGAUUGAUUCAUCAGGACAAGAACUUGCUGAGAUAAAAGAGUUUGAGUCCAGUGAAACAGGGGAUACUGACACUGAAGAUGAAAGCAGUCGUUGUCUUUGUGUAAUCCUCUGAUGCAUAGAGACUUACCAUUAUCGUGCUCUCGAUUAUUCGUCUCAUUUGUAUCAAGAUUUGGCCAUUCAUAUUUGUCGAUUGCCAUUAUCAUGUGAUCAAAGUCCAACACCAACUGCAGCCAUAUCUUUGCUUAUAUUGAAGAUUACCAUCACUGAUUCUUUUACACUGAUUAUGUAUCACUAUACAUAUAUUUACAUAAAUACUUUUGAAAAUUAUUUAUUUCCUUUAGCCUGUUCCUCAUCCGUUGCAAGCUGCCUAUUCUGCUAGGCGAUUCAGUUGGUCCUGGUUUGAAGAACGCUAACCUAUGUUAUUUGUUUAUUUAUUUAUUUUUAUACGCCAAUUAUCUCAACUCUGUAUGACGUAUUCUUUAUUUUCCAUUUACUCAAAUUUUAUGUCAACUUUGAUGAUCAAACACUGCUGCUUUUACUAAAUGAAAGUUAAUAUAUUAAUUUUCAAAUACAAAUAAGACAAGUAAUGUUGGUUAAAAGAACUAUUGAUAUUGCAGAUACAAUUUUUAUUGUUUAUUAAUU
Messenger RNA from Striga asiatica, 1466 nucleotides. The record is from the annotation of a GenBank genome assembly. NCBI's taxonomy places the organism in Eukaryota, Viridiplantae, Streptophyta, Magnoliopsida, Lamiales, Orobanchaceae.